AUGUCAACUUUCCAGAAUAUCACAAGUUCUCCCAUCAUUUUCCUGCUCACUGGUGUUCCUGGGCUGGAAGCCUUCCACACCUGGAUCUCCAUUCCCUUCUGCUUUCUCUAUGCAGUGGCCCUCUCGGGAAACAGCCUGAUCCUAUUCACCAUUACCUCCCAGCCCAGCCUCCACGAACCCAUGUAUUACUUCCUCUCCAUGCUGUCCACCACUGACCUGGGGCUGUCCAUCUCCACUCUAGUCACCAUGUUGGGGAUAUUCUGGUUCAAUGCCAGAGAGAUCAGCUUCAAUGCCUGCUUGUCACAGAUGUUCUUUAUUAAACUCUUCACUGUCAUGGAAUCCUCAGUGCUGCUGGCUAUGGCAUUUGAUCGCUAUGUGGCCAUCUCAAACCCCCUUAGGUAUGCCACUAUUUUAACUGACUCCAGAAUAGCUUGGAUUGGAGUGGCAAUUGUUAUCAGGGGAACCCUAAUGCUAACACCAAUGGUUUCACUUCUUCAAAGACUAUCCUUCUGCCGCAGUCACGUGCUCCACCAUUCCUACUGCUACCACCCUGAUGUCAUGAAGCUCUCGUGCACAGACACCAGGAUCAACAGUGCGGUUGGGCUGACCGCCAUGAUCUCUACUGUGGGCGUGGACUCAGUCCUCAUUCUCCUUUCCUAUGCUCUGAUUGUUAGGACUGUCCUCAGCAUCGCUUCCCGAGAAGAGAGGAAGAAAGCCUUCAGCACGUGCAUCUCCCACAUUGGGGCUGUGGCUAUAUUCUAUAUUCCAUUGAUCAGUCUGUCCUUUGUUCACAGAUUUGGAAAACGAGCUCCACCCUAUGUCCAUACCAUGAUUGCUAACACCUACCUGACGGUCCCUCCUGUCAUGAACCCCAUCAUCUACAGUGUGAAGACCAAGCAGAUACGUAAAGCUGUGAUAAAAAUCCUCCAUCCUAAGGAAAUAUAG
This is a messenger RNA of Jaculus jaculus (lesser Egyptian jerboa), 945 nucleotides long. Its product is annotated as olfactory receptor 51F2-like. The record is from RefSeq and is a predicted model, not a curated record. The transcript has a single exon. NCBI's taxonomy places the organism in Eukaryota, Metazoa, Chordata, Mammalia, Rodentia, Dipodidae. Bases 1 to 945 code for a protein of 314 amino acids. Gene Ontology annotation, molecular function: G protein-coupled receptor activity; olfactory receptor activity. Gene Ontology annotation, biological process: G protein-coupled receptor signaling pathway. Gene Ontology annotation, cellular component: membrane.